AUGCCCACCACCCGAAGAUCAGCAGGAGGAGCCCGGGCUAGAGCUGGCCCGACUCGGGGCCAGUCGACCAUCAGUUUCUCUCACCGGGUCUCCAAGCCCGUGCCCAAGGAGCAAAAGACCGCCCUCACCUCCGCUGUCGAGAGAGUGGAGAUCGACAAGCCAGCCAAGAAGGAGGAGAAAGAAGCCAAUGAUAUCCAGCUUGACGAGCCCACAAGUCUUGAGAUCGAGCAGGCGGAAGUCAAAGAGGAGCCCCUUGAGGAGUCGGACUCCACGAUCAGGGCGAAGAAGAUUACCGACGCCCAAAUCAACAAGUAUUGGAAAUUAAUUGAGGCUCAGCGCAUUGCGCCUAGGGUUCAUCAGAAGGACGUGAGUUUGGCAGAGAAAGUACUGCGGUAUUUUGAUGUCAGCUCGCAAUACGGUCCUUGUAUCGGCCUGCAGCGCAUGAAGCGUUGGCAGCGGGCCGAGAGACUUGGUCUCAACCCGCCCAUCGAAGUCCUUGCGGUCUUGCUCAAGGAGGAGCAGAAAGGAAACUCACUCGAGCGGGCACACAUGGACGAACUCAUGAACACGACGGUGGUUGGGCCCGCUUAG
Molecule: messenger RNA, 591 nt
Organism: Colletotrichum graminicola M1.001
Lineage: Eukaryota; Fungi; Ascomycota; Sordariomycetes; Glomerellales; Glomerellaceae
Product: DNA polymerase delta
Exons: 2
Coding region: 1-591 (196 amino acids)
Biological process (GO): DNA-templated DNA replication; DNA synthesis involved in DNA repair
Cellular component (GO): delta DNA polymerase complex
Molecular function (GO): DNA-directed DNA polymerase activity
Source: RefSeq, a predicted model, not a curated record